AAUCUUUAUAUUCUUGCAUGAGAAGCAAGCUGCCAAGCGGUGCUAGCUCCAAGAGUCGGUCAGUGUCUCUAGAGUUUUCGAUACCCACCAGCCAUGUCUGCUAUGGCUGCCGGCGCGGCUCCCCCUGCAAGCAGCUCCCGUCUCCUCUUCAAUCCUCCGCGUCGGCCUCUCCUCCCUCCCGCCGGUCUUGCUGCCUCCCUCCGUUUUAGGUAUAAAGAUACAAUUCCAGAAAGAUUUUCCAAGAUCGGCACGGUACAUGAGCCCUUGGCCAGUCGUACAGUUGUUGCAUGCAGAUCUAAAGGAAUGUCAUUCCCACACCUCUCUGCCGCAUCAUCUACGCUUUUAGGUGGGGAUCAAAUUGGGCUGUCACGUGCAAUUCCUAGGUUACCAGUACAAAGAAAAGCUCUAAUACCCGUGCGAGCAUCCAAAAAUAAUCCAUUCGGUUAUCGCCUUCCGACAAUGAAUGAGAAGCCGGAAUGGUGGUAUAGAAUUUUGGCAUGUGUUCCAUAUCUUUUAGCUUUGCAAAUGUCCGACACAGCAUUUUAUGUCCUACCUUUCCUUGAACGCUACGAAGUCCUCGAGAGUUUGUAUUAUUAUAUCCCAGGAUCCGUUAGGAGGUUACCUUGGUGGUUCCAGUUUGCACAUUUCUACCUUGCAUACUUAGGAGUGGUGAGGAAUAAUAAAUGGCCUCAUUAUUUGAGAUUCCAUGUAGCAAUGGGCUUUUUAUUAGAAUCAGCGCUGAUGGUGGUUGUGAAUUCAAGCAAUCUAAUGCCCCUUAUACACUUCCAAGGUACGUUUGGGUUAUACUAUUGGGCAGCUGUUGGAUUCAUAUAUAUUUUUGUCAUGUUGGAGUGUGUAAGGUGUGCUAUUGCUGGUACGUAUGUUAAACUCCCAUUGAUCAGUGAUAGUGCAUUUAUUCACACUCUUUUCAGAGUAGGGGGAUAUCAGAGGCCUUUCUAGUAAGUGGUAUCAAGUUCUGUAACAUGGGGUUUUGGGAAGGGCCUCGCCCAUUGUGUAGCCCAAUAUGUUCGACAAGAAAGGGGUGGAAAGAGAGAGAAAAUAAGGAUGUUAGAAUUUGUUUUCUUUCAUUUCCUGUUGUUGUUUCUUUGUUGGAACCAUGAUAUGUUGCAGCAAAUAAAUGUCUUGAAACUAUGAUAAUUA
Juglans microcarpa x Juglans regia is the source of this 1161-nucleotide messenger RNA. RefSeq names its product protein TIC 20-IV, chloroplastic-like. The record is from RefSeq and is a predicted model, not a curated record. The coding region runs from base 94 to 960 and encodes 288 amino acids. The transcript has 3 exons. NCBI's taxonomy places the organism in Eukaryota, Viridiplantae, Streptophyta, Magnoliopsida, Fagales, Juglandaceae.